Bradysia coprophila is the source of this 2162-nucleotide messenger RNA. Its product is annotated as zinc finger TRAF-type-containing protein 1 homolog. Gene Ontology annotation, cellular component: nucleus. The record is from RefSeq and is a predicted model, not a curated record. Gene Ontology annotation, molecular function: zinc ion binding. Lineage: Eukaryota; Metazoa; Arthropoda; Insecta; Diptera; Sciaridae.
UGCGUAGUUCAUUUGAUAGAAAAGUCUCUAAUUCGUUGGACAUAAAGUCAGUUUUUGUGCGCUCCCAUCAACAUAAAAAAAAUAUUGGAAAAAAAGAGGAAUCUGUGCCAGAAAAGUUUAAAUUAGGAACUGAAAUUGAAUGAAAUUCGGGAAAUAGUUUUGAUCGCAAAGUGUCGUUCGAAUUGACGUACAUAGUUUAGUGACUGUUCCGUUUUCAACGUAUCAAAUUUACGUUCAUUGAAUUUUUCCCGACAAAAGAUACACACAAAAUUAGAAAUGGCUGAUUCUAUCGUCGAAUCGGGCAGCAGUUCGGUGUCGAUACAAGCACCAACCGUUUCGGGAAUCAAUCCCAUACCGAUUAUUGCGGCUGAAAUCAUUCAAAUGGAUACUAGCAAUCCACCGCCACGCCCUCCGCCGGACAAUGCUAGUCCGGAACCGGAGCUAAAGCGGAGAAAAAUCGAAUCAGCUGUAGCCAGUACGUCUGGUAUUAACGAAAAGCUAGAGCUGCGAUUAGGUGGAAUAUUAUGUUGUGCGGUGUGUUUGGACCUUCCAAAAACGGCUAUGUAUCAGUGUCAAAUGGGGCACUUAAUUUGCGCCAGUUGUUUCAAUCAUUUAAUCGCCGAUGGAAGAUUGAGAGAUCAAGUUGCAACAUGCCCGAACUGUCGCGUUGAAAUAUCAAAGAGCACUGCAUCCCGAAAUUUGGCCGUUGAAAAAGCUGUCUCCGAACUACCGAGUGACUGUCAGUUUUGUGGCAAAGAAUUCCCCAGCAAAUCAUUGGAACGUCAUGAACAAAAUGAAUGUGAAGAACGACCAACUACAUGCAAAUACAUACGCAUCGGAUGCCAAUGGAAAGGACCACUACAUGAAGCUACUGAACACGAAACAAAUUGUUCACAUCCAAAGAAAUCGGGCGCCGAAGUGAUGCUUGCGCUUCAGGCCACCGAUGCUACACAAUCGGAGGACAAAAAACUGUUCAACACUCUGAUUGAACUGCUGAGUUACGAGAAGAUCAUCUUCAAUGAUCUACAAAUGAAACCGUAUCGCACUGACGAAUAUGUACACAAAUUAUUCUACGAGACGUCUCGAUUUUCUGCAUUCAAUCAUCAAUGGGUGGUCAAGGCACGAAUUAAUAACGGUCAACGCGAUCCGCAUACGGUCAACGAGCGACAAAUUACCUAUCAGUUGAUUCUGAAAACGAAGACCAGCUCACCGUUGUCGAUACACUUUUUUGCAUUGAAAGGACCGUUUUCGGACAUGAAAAACAACACCCAGAUUUACAAGCAUGAUUUUACCGAUCAGGAAAACGAAAGCGAAUACUUUUUGCUUCCACUUCCGGACAGUUCGGAGUGCAAUCGACUGUUAGCUGCGAAAGCAAUCAAUUUUAGAUUAAUCAUGUUCUUACUUUCCAAAUAAAUGAAUGUGGCUUGUAAAAUGGAGACAGACCGGCCCCUAUACAUGAUUAGAUGUAAAUGUGAUUGCAGGCGGAAUAUUUAUGAAAGUUUGAAGAAGAAGUAGAAGAAGAAGUAGUAGAAGAAGAAUUAGAAGAUAAAUUACAAAGAAAUUAAGAAUGAAAAUAUUUAUGUAGAAUCUAUAUACAACCAUGCACCUAUAAAUGCAUCACCAUUAUAAUUAAUUAUAUUUGAGAGUAAAGAAAAAUCUAAUUUCUAUUUACAAAGAAAAUUUAUUUUUUAAUUUGAAAUUUUCUAUUGAAAGUUUCGUUCAAUAUUUUUACCGUUUUUUUUUGUUGUCCUAAAACUCGUAUUUAUUUACGCGCCAAAUUUGAAAUUUAACCAUUGCCAAUCCAAAAUAUUUUUUGCUCUAAGCCAUUUGUUCGAGUGACAUUUUACUUUAUCUAACACACACGCUAUAUUUCCAUCGAUUUAUCUUUAGGACCGAGUUUAAAUUUGGCUUUGAAUAGCAGAUUUUAGGAUCUAAUUUGAACUCUUCAAUAACUCUAAAAUCAAUAAUGUAAAAUGUACAGUUAAGAAAUGUAAUUAAAAAGAAACAAAACAACCGUAAAAUAGGCACCUACGAUAAGCGUUUCUCAUUAUUUAAUGUAACUAUAGCAUAACAAAAAGGAGAAAAGUUAAGAAAAUAUUGUUGCAUGACACACAUACACACUCACUCACCACCCAUAAAUACCACAAAACACUCACAUAGAA